Messenger RNA from Cynara cardunculus var. scolymus (artichoke), 1359 nucleotides. Its product is annotated as protein FAR-RED IMPAIRED RESPONSE 1-like. The transcript is spliced from 6 exons. Gene Ontology annotation, biological process: regulation of DNA-templated transcription. The record is from RefSeq and is a predicted model, not a curated record. Bases 1 to 1359 code for a protein of 452 amino acids. NCBI's taxonomy places the organism in Eukaryota, Viridiplantae, Streptophyta, Magnoliopsida, Asterales, Asteraceae.
AUGCAUUUGACGAAGGAUAGGGCUUGUUACGAGAUAUACGAGUUUGUUGAGGCACACAACCAUGCGUUGUUCAAUAUCAACGAUCGUCGUUUCUCUAGGAAGAAUAUACAGAUGAAGUAUACAGAUUUCAAAAAUGUACUAAAUAGCUCAAGUUACAAAGUCGGUGCAAGAAGGGCUCACCGUAUUCAAACGACAUUAAACGGGGGAUUUGAGCAUACUCGAAUUUGUGAAAUUGACUUCAAGAAUUUCAAGAGGGAUGUUGUUGCUUGUGUUGGGAAUAAGAACGAGUUGAGCGCAAUUUUCUGGGCAAAUGAAGUUGCUAGAAUUAACUACAAAGAAUUCGGUGGUGUCAUAUCGUUCGACGGGACGUUUCGCACGAACAAGCAUGCCAUGAUUUUCGUUCCUUUCUUGGCUGUUGACAAUCACAAGGCUUCCGUUGUUGUCGGAUCCGCUCUAAUAAGUGGCGAGAUAAUUGAGAACUUUACAUGGGUUCUAAAGGCUUUCCUAAAAUGUCAUGAGAAACAACCAGUUUUCGUUAUUACAGACCAAUGUUUGGCAAUGAAACAAGCUAUUCCGAUGGUGUUAACGGAAGCUAAGCACAGACUCUGUGUGUGGCACAUUAUGAAGAAGGUUAGUGUCGCACUAAAUCAAGAUCUAUGUUUAAUAAAGUUAUCAACAAGCUCGUAUGGAACAUACAUAUUGGCCCAGCGGAAUUCGAGUCGUUGGUAUGAGAUGAUCGAUCAAUACAAUCUAGGUGGUGAUCCUUGGUUCACAGAAAUGUAUGACAUUCGACACUCAUGGAUUCCUGCCUUUUAUAAGGACACGUCGAUGUCUGGACUAAUGAAAACAACCUCAAGAUCUGAGAGUUCGAAUUCGUAUAUUAAUAUAUACGAAUCAUUAUGGUUUGAUUUGGUUCAAUUCCUUAAUAAUUACGACGUAGUUAUAGAGAAACAAAGAUACAGACAAUCUGUUCACGAAACAGAAAUAAAGAAGGCUGUAUGGUUCUGUGCUAUAGAGACCGUCGAAUGUCGGGAUGAUUUCAAGUCAUUCGUGAUAAGCCACAAGACCAAUAAAUCAUCUGACAACAUCACGUAUCUGGUGUGCCGUAAUUACUCAGAGUGCAACCUAUUUACGCGUAACGGAUAUCUUUGUUGUCACACAUUCAAGGUACUGAUAAACGAUGAAGUUGAAUGCAUUCCGGAUAAGUAUGUUUUACGUCGAUGGAAACGACAAUUAGUUCCAGUAAAAUUACAAUUCGCAAGAGUUCAUUUUGGCGAGGUUGAUGCCGAGAAAGAUAAGUGUAUAAUUGAUGUCUAUUCCAAGGUCGACGACAUAAUAAGCAUCGCCCGCAAUGAUUAA